CGGGUUAUUAGCAAAAGAUGGUGGAUCGCCUGGCAAACAGUGAAGCAAAUACUAGACGCAUAAGUAUCUUGGAGAAUUGUUUUGGAGCAGCUGGUCAGCCCUUGACCAUCCCUGGACGGGUGCUUAUUGGAGAAGGAGUAUUGACUAAGCUGUGCAGAAAGAAGCCUAAAGCAAGGCAGUUUUUCCUUUUUAAUGAUAUUCUGGUAUAUGGCAAUAUUGUUAUCCAGAAGAAAAAAUAUAAUAAACAGCAUAUUAUUCCCUUGGAAAAUGUCACCAUUGAUUCCAUCAAAGAUGAAGGGGAAUUACGGAAUGGAUGGCUUAUUAAGACACCGACUAAAUCAUUUGCAGUUUAUGAUGCCACUGCCACUGAGAAGUCAGAGUGGAUAAAUCACAUUAAUAAGUGUGUCACUGAUUUGCUCUCCAAAAGUGGGAAGACGCCUAGUAAUGAACAUGCUGAUGUCUGGGUCCCUGACUCCGAGGCCACCGUGUGUAUGUGCUGUCAGAAGGCAAAGUUUACACCAUUCAAUCGGCGGCACCAUUGCCCCAAAUGUGGUUUUGUUGUUUGUGGUCCCUGCUCGGGAAAGAGGUUUCUACUUCCCAGCCAGUCUUCUAAGCCUGUGCGCAUUUGUGACUUCUGCUAUGACCUGCUUUCCACUGCAGACAUGGCUGCCUGCCAGCCGGCCAGAUCAGACUCUUACAGUCAGUCGUUGAAGUCUCCUUUAAAUGACGUGUCUGAUGAUGACGACGACGAUGAUAGCAGUAACUGA
Molecule: messenger RNA, 767 nt
Organism: Meriones unguiculatus (Mongolian gerbil)
Lineage: Eukaryota; Metazoa; Chordata; Mammalia; Rodentia; Muridae
Product: pleckstrin homology domain-containing family F member 2-like
Exons: 1
Coding region: 18-767 (249 amino acids)
Molecular function (GO): metal ion binding; phosphatidylinositol binding
Source: RefSeq, a predicted model, not a curated record